CUUUGAAUCAGUGAUAUGAUGCUUUUAUUUCUUUCAUUUGCCUUAUAAUGGUGUGCAGACAAGAAACAGAGGCAUCUCACAAUGUACGGAAUAGGUUUGAUGAAGCUGUGAAGACCCUAAAUUCUCUGCAGACAAGUGCAGCAUUACUUCAGGAGUACAGAAAGAAAGGUUCACGAACUCAUUCUGAACAGAGACAGAACAUUGAAGACACGAAAAAGUAUUUAAUAAGGUCUGGUGUGACUUUGGAACAGCUAGAUACGCUUAGAGCAAUCCAUGUCGCUGGUACAAAGGGGAAGGGGUCUGUUUGUGCCUUUUGUGAUUCGCUUCUCAGGCAGUAUGGACUUAAAACUGGCUUCUUCUCAUCGCCUCAUCUGGUGGCGGUGCGGGAGAGGAUUAGAAUUAAUGGAAAGCCCCUCAGUCAAGAGGACUUUACACAGCACUUCUGGAAUGUCUAUAAUAAACUGCAUCUCCAGAAGGAAAGUGAUACUGAUAUGCCACCCUACUUCAAAUUCCUGACAAUAAUGGCAUUUAAUGUGUUCCUACAUGAAAAGGUGGAUGUAGCAAUUGUUGAAGUCGGUAUAGGUGGUGAAUAUGAUUGUACUAAUGUUUUAAGGAAGGUCGAAGCAGUAGGUAUUACUUCUCUUGGUCUUGAUCAUACAAGCCUGUUGGGAGAUACUCUAGAGAAGAUUGCUUGGCAAAAGGCAGGAAUUAUGAAAGAAGGUGCGGUUGCUGUGACAGUGCCUGGGCAACCACAGGAAACCAUAAGGGUGUUGCAGGCCCGGGCAGAGGAGAAGCGAUGUCCACUGUUCGAAGCACCUCCACUGGAAGCAUAUAAUUGGCCAUGUGGUAGGGUGCCAGACCUGAGUGUGGAUGUGCAAAAGCUUAAUGCCUCCCUUGCCUUGCAGCUGACAGCAAUCUGUCUGGGAAUGGUUACCAAACCACCAGCCACAGCCAUCCUACAGUCAACAAUGCUACCAGUCGCUCCAACUUUUGCCAUCUCCUGCAGCACCGAGCGGGGUCUAACGCAGUGUCAGUGGCCGGGCAGGAUGCAGGUGCUGAGAGUGCCCCCCAUCACCUUCUUCCUGGACGGAGCCCACACAGCUGAAAGCAUGAAUCUCUGCUCCCAGUGGUUCCGAAAUGUUUCACCCAAGGAGCCAGAUUAUGAUACAUCAAAACGGGUUCUAAUUUUCAAUGCAACUGGUGAUAGAGAUGCAAUGCAACUGUUGGCACCGUUAACAGAGUGCCACUUUGAUUUGUGUGUCUUCUGCCCCAAUCUUGUCUGCAAAACAGUAGAUUCAUCAUCAGACCAAGCUAAUUUGAUGACUACACUGGCACAACAACUGGAGCGCUGCGAUCACAACUGCGAGGCAUGGCUCUCACUGUGCACGACAGGUGUGUGCCGGCUGGACUGCAUGGAAGACGCGCUGUCCCACGUGAGGACUCUGGGUCCGUGCCAUGUGCUGGUCACGGGAUCCCUGCACCUGGUAGGGGCCGCACUCAGCCUACUGGACCCAGAGGAGCAGCUGCUGCAGUCUCGACAGUGACGUAGCGGCAUCUGAGGAAGUAGGAGGCUGUAUGUGUAUACUCAGAAGAGGAUAAAGCUUUGUACAAUGCAAUGGAUCGUGAAGGCAUAUCUUGAUAUGGUUAUUUUCAAGAACUCGUAGUAUGGAAUACUACAAGUCAAGCUUCUUACAGAAAUGUUGUCUCUGAUAAGCACGUGUUGAUAACAUUUGCCUUGAUGCUGGAAAUAAAAACAUUCCAUUAGUGUUAUGUUUAAGUAGAUGAGGGCCUGUGAUAAAGGUUUCAGUGAAAUGAGAAGACAUUGUAAAUGCUUAUAAAAGUGAAAGUUAAUUUGAUUUGUGAGUUUGCAGUUUCAGUGUUUGUGUCCUUGUUCUUUAUGUACUUCAUGUUCUUGUGUUUAAACUAUUCAAAAUAAGUUAACCUUAAGUUCCAGCAUAUAAACUAUUUUAUCUUGUUACACGUUCUUGGAGAGGUGAAAAGUGUGCCAAAAAAGGAAUUCAGGUAAAAAGUUUAAUGUACAACUCAUUAUUUCUGGACUGAAGAAGUGUUUACAGAAAUGUCUCUAUGAGUAUGAAGUCCACUGACAAAAAAAAAGUGCUUCAGUUUUUGUGAUAUUAUUUUUGUUUUCCAAGUGAAAUGGGAAGGUGCAGGCACAACAUAUUUUGAGGGUAACUUUUUUCUCACAAUACUUUAUUAUGGUGGUGAUUAUAAUUUACAUUCAUCUUCUACCGUUAUUAUCUAGCCACUCUGUACCAUUCUCAUUGAGAUUUUAAGCUUACAUCCUGAAUUCACUAUUUACAUUAAAAUAAGGAUGUUCUCAAACGUUUGAUAUGCAUUACAUAACUUUUCUGCAAAAUAUUUUCGGGAAUUUUUCCAGAAAGCUGAAUCUAACUCAUUAUUGAGAAACUUGGGUUGCCUUUCAUCUUCAUUAUUUCACAUACUGUAACUACAUUAUGUCCAUUGUCCCCAUUUUAUCAGCAGUUAAAAUAAGGCUCAUUAUUACAAAAAUCCAAAUUCUGUGCAAGUCAUCAUAGAUUUUUCUGCUGUUUUUCUUUUUCAAAAUAUUUUUCCAUGUCCUGUAAUACACUAAAAAGCAAUAUAAGAGCUCUUAUUUCGUUGUCCAGUAUGUCACUUAUAUUAUUAAUACUAAACGAUGGCUCUCUGAUGCCUGACUUAUUUUUGGCUCCAGGUUAAGUGUUUAGAAUUCAAUUUUGGGAUUAUUGUUAGGCUGUCUUACAGACUUGUAUACCCUCAAGUUAAACCACUGAAAGGAGUCAGUAUUCAUACCAGAACAAAUAGAAUAAUUUGCUCAUGUUGUGGAGCCAUUUUCUCUUUUAACAGCAUUUGUUAAAGACUUUCAUGAUCCAUAAAACUAUCAUUUCUCCAGUGAACAUUUACAGCAUGGACAUUUACAUUGUAAACAUUUGGAAUAUAUAUCUAACUUUAGUAAACACGUUUCUUAAAAGAGAAUUUGCAGUAUCAGUCUGUAUAUUGUUGUGUCCUGCAGCACAAGAUUGAGACAGAAGUAAUGAAACAGACAGGUUUUACGUACUAAGAUUAAAAAUACUAAUUUUUUUCUUCCAAAACUCUUUUCUUAAAAUUUAUCUGUGGAGUAUAUUGUGUGUGUUACACACAGACUCCUAUAUUUAUUCUUUCUUUGUCACUACUUGUCUUUUAAAUGACUUCAUUGUACUCCAAAAUUUGAUUACAUUGUACUGUAAUCCGUUGUAAUUACUUUCACAUUUGAUUUGGUUUUCAAUAGACCUUCAGCACCGAGGGGGUGUAAAAUACUUAAGUCCUCUGGUACACCUUAGUGUUCACAGUCUCUGCUUUGUCAUUUGGUUGUGCUUUCUUCAAUAUUGUUGUGUAACACACUCCUUGGUAUAUCCUUUACUUAUUUUAUAAUAAUUUUAAUUAUUAAUCAUAACAGUGACUACUAUAAGCCUAAUAACCAGUUUCAAUUGGUAGCAGUCUUUUUCAGAUCAGUAAAAAAGGCAAAAAGUGCUAAUUAAAGGCUUUUUGUUAGUAAGCAAAAUCAUUUGCAUUAUGUAAGAGAGAAAACAAACCUAGCACCCAAUUGACUGCAGACUUGAAGAUACAUUCUGGAAACAAUGCAUUGGCUGUGUCUAACAGUAAGCCACUUCUCCACAAUGUACUUUCUUCAACAGUUGGUAAUCCAGCAGAGCUCUACUGUAUAGGAGCUUCUGUGAUGUAUGAAAAGUAGGAAAAUGGUUCUGGCAGAAUUGAAGCCAUGAGGGCAUGUCUUGAGUUGUGCCUGGUUAGCUCAGACAGGAAGAACAUUGUCUGCAAUGUUAUCCAUCUCUCUGAUACCUUCCUCUCAGCCGUCUUGUCUCAACGUCACAAACGGUAGCUCCCUUUCAUCCUGGGGUUUGAGUGAUUCU
Molecule: messenger RNA, 3923 nt
Organism: Schistocerca cancellata (South American locust)
Lineage: Eukaryota; Metazoa; Arthropoda; Insecta; Orthoptera; Acrididae
Product: folylpolyglutamate synthase, mitochondrial-like
Exons: 9
Coding region: 48-1544 (498 amino acids)
Biological process (GO): tetrahydrofolylpolyglutamate biosynthetic process
Cellular component (GO): cytoplasm; cytosol; mitochondrion
Molecular function (GO): ATP binding; tetrahydrofolylpolyglutamate synthase activity
Source: RefSeq, a predicted model, not a curated record